CCAGACUGAAGUGGUGGAUCACUUGAUGGUGGGGGGAGAUAAACAGUCCAGGAGAGAAACGUGCUUUAAACGGUGGACAUCACUGAAGAAGCAGCAGACAGAAGAGGCAGGAGAAAUCCAAGUCACAAUGCAGACAUACCGCCGCACCACACGGACACACUGAAGACAGCUGGGAAAGAGCAAUCCUGCAGAGUGGUGUGUAAAGAGGCUGAUGAUGAGGGCCGCAGCUUUUCAAAUGCUCUGGUUUCUACAUGUAUUCACUGCCACAACACAAGAGUCGGUGAAGCUGAUCCUGAGUCCAUGGAUUACUGCAGAGUGCGACGAGCAAGUCACUAUAAACUGCAACGCAUCUUCACGUCUUGGUGGACUAUCGAUCAAACACAUGGAGUGGUCUCAGGACAAAAUGUCUUUAUGUUCCGUGGAUAAAGAAGGGAGGAUCAGUUACUCCAACUUUACCAGUGACUUCCUUUGUGAGUACGGAAACGGACAGCUGUCCCUGACUUUUAAACGGAUGCUGCCAGUGGUCAGCGGACGGUCGAAGCAUUUCAAGUGCAAACUGCACUCCAACCAGGGAGUGUCACGUGAAUCCACACGAGUCGACUUACAAGAGUGCGCCGGGACGGUUGAGCCUUUUCUAAAUAGUGACGGGCCCUCCUGCCGCUUCAACCACGUGCACCCGGACGGAGACGUGCACUGGUUUCAUGGCUCUCGCAAUCUCUCAGACGGAUCUGUGAAACAAUACACAACCAAACAGGUGGAUUCUGAGGGCUGGCUGACAAUCCACAGCUACCUGGACAUGGAGAAUCCACGCGGCUCCUACAACUGCUCCUUGAAAAGCACCACAUCUGGGAGAUACAUCGCCAGUGCUCUGUUCGGUGAUGAACCACGACCCACAAUGUUUCGAUACUCCACCAGCAAUGGGGUCCGAUCACAGGCUGCUACAGGAAUAGCUCUGCAUAUUUUAAUCUCCCUCGCCGUCAUGAAAUAAACUUUUUACUCCAUGUUGCGGAGUGUGAUUAAAUAUAGGGGUCGUGUAACAAUUAACUGUGAUUAGGUACUGAGGCUUUCCAGAGACCAGGGGAACAGCGUCUCCAGUUAGGUGAGUCAUCUCGCACAGCGCGAAGGUUCAUUAUUCUCUUUCUGAGCUGUUGGCUCAAGUGAACAAGAAAAUUGGACUGUUGAGAAGUGAUAACCGGGAAGGCAAUAGCCAUUACUCUUUAUAAAACACUGGCUGUUCUUUUAGCUUUGAUGAGAAAUCAGAGCACAAUGGCGUCAAGAGCAACACUGAAAGCACAACAUUGCGAAACCCUCAGGAAGCCCGUCCUGAUUUGGAUUAAUUUUCAAUCCACUUGGCGUGGAUUGCUUCCAGAACAACCCUGCUUUUCGUGGUGGAA
Messenger RNA from Salarias fasciatus (jewelled blenny), 1394 nucleotides. RefSeq lists its product as uncharacterized. NCBI's taxonomy places the organism in Eukaryota, Metazoa, Chordata, Actinopteri, Blenniiformes, Blenniidae. The transcript has 5 exons. The coding region runs from base 212 to 988 and encodes 258 amino acids. The record is from RefSeq and is a predicted model, not a curated record.